ACCACCCGACACAGCCCAGCAGUCAAUGGGCUCAACAUACCCAUUAAAUGCAACUCGUCCCUCCCUUAACAGAUGUCUUCUCUCUCUCUGUCUCUGUAUCUGAUAAAUAGUUAGGCUGUUUUCCCUUUUUCUUCGUCUCUCUUUCAUUCCGGAAGAAAAAGAAGGUUGGAUUGAAGAAAGAGGAUGAAGAUGAGAUUUGAAUCGAUUCUCUUUUGCUUACUUGUAGCCCCAUAUUUCUUUGCGUCGAUAUUCUCGGAUGCAGCUUCAGUAGAACAGUGCAGCAGUUCGCUUACAUCCGUGACCAAUUGCUUAGAUUACUCCUCAGGAAAGGCAGAGUCACCUAACAAGGACUGUUGCAAUUCUGUGACCAAAAUCAGGGACCAAAAUCCGGUUUGUCUGUGUUUUAUAAUUCAACAAACCCAUAAAGGUACGAACUCAUUCAAGCAACUUGGUUUAAAGGAGGAUAGGCUGCUUCAACUCCCAACUGCUUGCAAAUUGGCUAAUGCAAGCGUUAGUGAAUGUCCAAAACUACUGGACUUACCACCCAAUUCUCCCGAUGCUGCUAUCUUCAAUACUACUACCAACUCUACUGCGCCCUCUUCCACCACCACCUCCUCAUCACCAGAUACUUCCAGUUCAACAACGCAUGAUUCCUCCAAUGGAUUUAUCCACGGACCCCACACUGCAGUCUCUACUGUGAUCACCGCCGUUGUUGUGGCAAUCUGCACAUCGUUGCUCCCAAACAACUUUAUGUCUGUGCGCCAAGCAGGAGCAUGAAAGGUGCAUAAUACAACCAGCUACUUGCUUCCCAGUAAGCCUGUUAAUGAAGGGAAUGGGUAGGGUAGGGUAGGGUCUUCCUUUAUGACAAUUUGGGAGACAUUUGUUUGAUUCGAAUCUGGUCAGUUGGUUGAGAUCGAUAAACAUAAUUUCUUUCUGAAGUGUGAUUUAUUAUGCAAACAUGCACCAAGUAGAGUUUUCUUUAA
Molecule: messenger RNA, 983 nt
Organism: Nelumbo nucifera (sacred lotus)
Lineage: Eukaryota; Viridiplantae; Streptophyta; Magnoliopsida; Proteales; Nelumbonaceae
Product: non-specific lipid transfer protein GPI-anchored 1-like
Source: RefSeq, a predicted model, not a curated record